Astyanax mexicanus (Mexican tetra) is the source of this 2754-nucleotide messenger RNA. It is a transcript of the gene clybl, whose product is annotated as citrate lyase beta like. Gene Ontology annotation, biological process: regulation of cobalamin catabolic process. The transcript has 9 exons. Lineage: Eukaryota; Metazoa; Chordata; Actinopteri; Characiformes; Acestrorhamphidae. The record is from RefSeq and is a predicted model, not a curated record. The coding region runs from base 181 to 1164 and encodes 327 amino acids. Gene Ontology annotation, molecular function: (S)-citramalyl-CoA lyase activity.
GUUGCGUUGAGGGUGGAAACAUGGCGCUGAGCAUAAGCCGAGGCUGCAGGAAGGAGUCGGUUCACACUUCUUCUCUGUCAGCGCAGACUGAUUUCAGCUACAGCAGUUGCAGCAGGAGCAGGUUGCAGGUUGGAGUGUGUAGUGGCGAAGCAGUAAAGCUGUGAUUCUCUCUGUUUCCUCAUGAGGUUGGUCCAGAGGGUACUGCUGGCUGCAUGGCACCAGAAUAGCCGUCGAGGUCACCACACUCCAGGGACGUCUCUGAAGUAUAUACCGCGCCGCGCCGUGCUCUACGUACCAGGAAAUGAUGAACGCAAGCUUAGAAAGCUCACCUCGCUGGAUGUGGACUGCGCUGUUCUGGACUGCGAGGAUGGCGUGGCCUUGAAUAAAAAGGCAGCAGCACGGGAAACGAUCCCGAAGAUGCUAGCAGAGCUGCAGCUGGGACGCACAGAGAAGUGUGUGCGGGUGAACUCUGUGUCCAGCGGUCUGGCCGAGGCUGACCUGGAGGUCAUUCUUCAGGCGGAGGUCCUUCCUCCAGCCCUCAUGCUGCCAAAGGUGGAGGACGUUGGUGAAGUGCAGUGGUUUGUUGACAGGUUUCAGCAGCACUUGAAAGGCCGAAAGCUGAUGGAGCCCAUUCGCUUAGUCACCUUUGUGGAAUCUGCUGUGGGGCUGCUGAAUUUUAAGGCUGUGUGUGAAGAGAUCCGGCAGCUCGGACCAAAAGUUGGUCUGCAUCACGACGGAGUGGUGUUCGGCUCUGAUGACUUCUGUGCCAGCAUAGGUGCCACCAGGACCAAAGAUGCCAGAGAGCUGCUGUACGCUCGGCAGAAAGUGGUGGUCACUACUAAAGCCUUUGGCCUGCAGGCCAUUGACCUUGUUUACAUUGACUACAAGGAUGGGGAAGGGCUUCUGCAACAGGCCAGAGAGGGCGCACAUAUGGGCUUUACUGGAAAACAAGUGAUCCACCCCAACCAAAUCCAGACAGUUCAGGAGGAGUUCUCCCCCAGUCCUGAGAGAGUCAAAUGGGCCACUGAGCUGAUCGCUGCGUUUGAAGAGCACCAGAAACUGGGGAAGGGUGCGUUCACCUUCCAUGGCAGUAUGAUUGACAUGCCGUCAUUGAAGCAGGCCCAGAACAUCGUCACCUUGGCCUCGGCCGUCCAGGGGAAAUGAGCCAAACCGGGGCUGAACGGGGCAGCCGUAUCUGUCACCGUGCAGGGCGUCGGAUGAUAAACUGUGAACUUCAGACAGACGCGUCCUCUCAGACCAUUAGCUAUAGCUCAUCUAGAACUGAAAAAAAAAAAAAGUUGGAUGGUCUGAUGUGGCUGUCUGUAUUCUCACACAAAAGAUCAAUGUCAUUGUGCAUCUUUAAUUUAUGCCUGUUUUAUUAGUGGUGUAAGAAUUCAGAAAAAAUCUACAUUUGAUUUAAUAUAAUACAGUGGUGCCUUGAUUUACAGAAAACAGCAAUUCUGUAAAUUUGCAUUAUGCAUCAUUUUUGCAAAAUUCUUUUUAUUUAUCAGAGAAUUUAUUAUUAUAGACAUGCAAUCUUUAAGGUGGAAAGGUACCUGAAGGCACCAGAUAAGUAUAUAUAUCGUUGCUGUCCAAUAAAAAACAAGUAUCUCCAAAGUAUCUCCAUAACAGCCACUUUACAGGAGAGACAUAAACCUUCCUAUGAUUCAAAGGAAGUCAAUGUAAAAAUAGUUUAUUUCAUGUAAUUUUAAAGUACUUCUAUUGGUCUGUUCAUUAAGAAGUUUUGUCACAGUGUAGGGGGACGGUUUGUGAGUUAUAAACAAAUUAUGUUAUAAACUAAAAUUUAACAUAAAUGGAGAUACAUGUUUUUCAUUGGAGAGUCACUUUUUUUCUGUCUGUUUGUGUGGACAUUUCUAGCAGAUGGGCAGCUGGUGGUCAUGAUCAUUACCACCCACUGUGCUGUCCACUGUGGGUGGUAAUGUAUUCUGUGUAAUAUAUAUCCGGUACAUGUGUGACACAAAAUAAAUGUGGAAUGAGGAAUGCUAUAUGCCCACACAAUUUUGGAAAUGGAAUGUCCCAUCCAUCUGACACCUACUACCAGACCUCGCUCGAAUACUAAUAAUUCAUUUCUAAUAAUUCAUUUCUCCUUGCCAUGAGCACACUGGCCAUUGUUCAGUCUCACUUACAAGAUUUAAAAAACUUACUUUGGCACAUACAGCUCUGAAGAAAAAAAAGAGAUCACUUCAAAAUGAUGAGUUUCUUUGAUUUUACCAUAUUAAAACCUCUGGAAUAUAAUCAAGAGGAUGAUGGAUGAUCACAAGCCAUCAAACCACCAAACUGAACUGCUUGGAAUUUUUGCAGCAGGAGUAAAGCAGCAUAAAGUUAUCCAAAAGCAGUGUGUAAGACUGGUGGAGGAGAACAUGAUGCCUAGAUGCAUGAAAACUGUGAUUAAAAACCAGGAUUAUUCCACCAAAUAUUGAUUUAUUUCUCUUAGUUUUCUUUGCAUUAUUUGAAUCCUGACAGCUCUGCAUCUUUUUUUUUGUUGUUUCAGCCUGUUAUUUGUUAAAUCAGUGAAACUGAUUCAGAAAACUGAUUUUUUCCAGAGCUGUAUAUCGCAAAAAAAAGAAACACCAUGUUUUGCCAUGUUUUUGUGCAGUUUCUCACUUUUUUCUUUUGACCAAAUUCAUGAAUUCAUGAUGAAGACACUAAUACAAAUACUCCAAAAUGUCUUGAAAUAAAAUAUUUUAAAUAUGCCGUUUUAGACGUAAGAGUUUUUUUUUUUUUUUUUUUUUU